Ctenopharyngodon idella (grass carp) is the source of this 2869-nucleotide messenger RNA. Its product is annotated as adhesion G protein-coupled receptor E1-like. Bases 7 to 1062 code for a protein of 351 amino acids. The transcript has 8 exons. Gene Ontology annotation, molecular function: G protein-coupled receptor activity. The record is from RefSeq and is a predicted model, not a curated record. Gene Ontology annotation, biological process: adenylate cyclase-activating G protein-coupled receptor signaling pathway. Lineage: Eukaryota; Metazoa; Chordata; Actinopteri; Cypriniformes; Xenocyprididae.
GAUAACAUGCUGGAUCAAUGCAGGAGUCAGGCCUCUGGAGGAUGUUUUCAAAAUCUUCUUGACAAGAUAGAGAACAUUACAAAUCAAGAGCUUCCUUUGGAUACUGUGACCGAAAUUUUGACUAUGACCAUCAACGCUUCUGAGAAGAUCUUAGAGUCAUCCUCAUCAGUCAGCCCAGCUGAACUAGCCUCCUAUCGAAACCGUGUGCUAAAAACUAGCGAAAAACUCAUAUCUACAUUGGUGAAGCCAACAGACACGAGUGCGAAUGUCAGUUUUACUCUCCCCACUGUAGAGGGACAAGUCUUCAUGGUUGGACCACAUGUCACCUUAGAUAAAAUCCCUCGACUUCACACGACAAAUUCUUCUGUGGACAUCGAUCUCAUUGGGAUCGCCAAGAACAACAACAAAGGAUCAGCUGCUGUGGCUUUCAUGAGUUAUAACACAAUGGAGAAUCUACUGAAGCCAGACUUCUUCAACACACCAAAUGAUACGGUUAAAACCAUGAUGUCCACUGUGAUCUCAGUUACUCUUCCCAAAACCACCAACACUAAACUCACCAAACCAGUCAACUUCACCCUCAAACACAUCAGAGACUCCAACCCCAGCGGUUCUCUGUCCUGUGUGUACUGGAAUACCAGCGAGUGGAUUGUAGAUGGUUGUUCUGUUUUAAAGACCAACAGAAGCUACACUGUGUGUUCCUGUGUUCAUCUGUCAACAUUCGCUCUCGUGCAAACCAGCAGUUCAUUAGAUAGCGAUCCACAGCUGGACCUGUUGACUUGGGUGUCUGUGACCUUGGGGCUCCUGUUCUUCAGUUUGGGCCUGUUGAUCUUUGCCCUUUGUCGGUGGACUCCCAUGUCUGAUUGGAUAUGUGGUCACUCUCGUUGUGUCCGGCUGGUUCCUAAAGGCUAUGUCAGGGAACUGUCAGGCAGCAGUACAGGAAAUGCUUCAGAUGUCUCUGAUGUGGACUCAAAGCCAACAACGUCGAAAGUGUCCCAAGAAAAACACUGCAACAUCACGUUAUCCCUAGAACGCAUGAACCAAAAUACCAACACGAGUGCAUAAAGGAGGGUCAAAAAUUUUAAAUUAAUGGUUUUCUUAAAAAAGAGCACUAUUAAUGAUACAUAAAUAAUCAAGAAUUAAUGGGUAGUAUGAAUACAAUCUGAAUGUUCUACGCCCACCACCAUUUUACAUUAUCAUGUGAGAUAUUUACUAUCCCAUAUGGAUAGUAAAAUGUCAAUCUUGGCAGAAGCUGUAGGUUAUCCGGGUACUUUUGUUUUUUUGUCUAAUAUUAUAUGAAUACUGUGAAUUCAGAUAUGUUACUCAUUGCCCAUACUUCUUUUCACUUGCUAUAUUGUAGGGAAAUAUGUGUAUUCAGGCUAAUUCUGGACACCACAGGUUUUUAAGUAAUCCAUAAAGAAAAUAAAUAUUAUUAUUGACAAAAAUGUAUCCAGAAAUACUGUGUCGAGUCAAAAUUCCAUAGAAAAUGAAUACGGGUCAAUUUGACCCCUCUUUAUGAAGAAUUUCUUUUUUAAGAAUUCAUGGAAUAUCAAAUAUAUUUCUUAAUUGAUAGAAUAUAAUUAAACAAAUGACAACAUGCCAGGUUAAUUUGACCUCCUUUAUGCAUUCUAGGGUUCAGGAAUAUCUAUAUGUUUUUGGGUAUUAAUUGUCAUAAGGCCAAUUCACCCUGCACCGACAGACACGACCAAUGCGGACAAUCAACAGAUUUCAAUAUGUCACUGUUUAGAAGUUCUAUGACCCAACAUAUGCUGAUUCAGCAUAUUCAGUUGGUGAAAAGAAGAGCUGACCAAUGUCAACAGGAGUAUCACACUGAUCUGACAAAACUCAACAAAGUGUCUGUUGCCAUCUGUUGGUUCAGUGUGAAUUCGCCUACAGUCUCAGCUUCUUUCUGCAAAUAAUAUUAAAACAUGUUAUACAAGUUUCGUAAUAUUACAGCUGUUAAUACUAUUGAUGUAAAUGAAAUAACUCAUUUAAUUACUCAAGAUUUUUUUUGGUGGAGGGCAAAAGUAUGUUACAGACUAAUAGUUUUUGUUUACUUAAUAUAAAAGCUGAAUAUGGAAUUAAUGCUUAGAAAAUACAAAAACUAAAAAGUACUUUCAUGUCUGUGGUAAAUGGAAACAUUAAAUGACUUUACAUUGUAUAGUAUCAUAAAAGUACAUUUUUAAAUAUGAGACAUGUACAAGCUCAAAUAAUGAAACUGUUAAAACAGUUACAGUUCAAUAUAAUUAUAGUUUAACUGUUUAACAAUUAUAUAUUAUUUUGUCAAGCUCAGAAAGCCAUUCAUUAGAUGAUCAUUCCUCUGUAAAAACAUGUUAUACGAGUGUAAACUUUAAUACUAUUGAUGUGAAGCUCAUAAACUUACAGAUUCCUCUGAAUAAUCCAACUUAAAUAUUUUCAAGUAAAUGUUGGCAAAUAUUUCAUGUGUGCGAUUUUAUAAUUUCAUGUGUGUGGUGAAAGGGAAAUAAAUGAAUUUACACUGUAUGGAAUCAUAGUUGUUUAGUUGUAAAGUUACGUAUUUGUUAAUCUUGAACAAUUAUAUUUUUGUUUGUCGAGCUCAGAAAGUUAUUUCUUCUGUAAGGAUUCAUUAAACAGUAUGUUACUUUAAAUAUUCAUAUGCAUCAUACAAAAUAUCUUAAUAAACAAAACAAACAAUUGUAUAACAUUUGUAUUUUAAACGUUUUUUUUUUUUUUUCAGUUUCUAUAAAAGAAAAAGCUCUAGUGACUCAGAUUUGAGAGAAAUAACAGAGAAAUAUGAAAUACUAAAUCAAGCCAUCUUCCACAGCAUUUCUGUAUUAAAAUGCAACAUUAAUAACCUUUAGAAAUGCAAAUGUUUAUAAUUAAUAUAUUUGAA